This is a messenger RNA of Aspergillus sclerotioniger CBS 115572, 1470 nucleotides long. RefSeq names its product putative monooxygenase. The coding region runs from base 30 to 1361 and encodes 443 amino acids. The transcript has 3 exons. Gene Ontology annotation, molecular function: monooxygenase activity; FAD binding. The record is from RefSeq and is a predicted model, not a curated record. Gene Ontology annotation, biological process: secondary metabolite biosynthetic process. Lineage: Eukaryota; Fungi; Ascomycota; Eurotiomycetes; Eurotiales; Aspergillaceae.
CAGACACAUCUCCUCUCCUCUUAGACAUCAUGGCACAAACUCCACAAGACCUCAAAAUUGCCAUUCUGGGCGCAGGCAUGGGUGGCUUGACCUGCGCCUUGGCUCUGGCCAAGGAAGGAUUCAAGCACAUUGACGUCUAUGAAAACGCACAUGAUCUGGGCUUCGUCGGAGCUGGUAUCCAGCUGGCCCCUAACAUGGCCCGGGUGCUGGACCAGCUGGGCGUGUGGAAGCAGAUUGAGGCAGAGGCCGUCAACAUUACCGAGACUAGCGUGAGAGUGGGUGCUUCGGAUACGGAACUCGCCCACGUUCCGCUGGAAUAUAUCCACGAUACUUACGGGUAUCCCCACAUGGUUGGCCACCGGUCCUCGCUCGCCGGCGGGCUGUACCAAGGAUGCCUCCAGCACCCGGACCAGAUCCGCUUCCACUUUGCCACGACCGCCGAUAAGGUUGUUUUCGGCACCAAGCCCUCCUUCACUGCUAUUCCCCGCGACACCACUCAGCAGCCCUACCGUGUUGAGGCUGACAUCCUCCUCGGUUGUGAUGGCAUCAAGUCCCAGACCCGCGUGGCCAUGCUCGAGCUGCUCGGGAUUGAGGCCCACGUGAAGGACACUCACCAGGCCGCCUACCGGAUCAUGAUCCACAAGGACCAGAUCAAGGACGACCCGGAGCUCCUGGCUCUCAUGAACAGCAACACUGUCACUCGUUGGAUCGGUGAGAAACGUCACAUCAUCGCCUACCCCGUCUCCAACAACACCAUCUACAACCUUUCCACCACCCAGCCUGACAUCAACUUCGCUGCUGCCACUAAUGCCACCUACACUACCCGCGGUGACAAGUCCGUCAUGCUGGGUGUUUUCGCCGAUUUCUGCCCCAUGGUUCAGCGCAUGCUGAGCUACGUCCCGGAGGGUGAAGUCUGCGAGUGGAAGCUCCGUGUCCACGAACCUAUCCCUACCUGGGUGCACGAGUCCGUCGCCCUUGUCGGCGAUGCCUGCCAUCCCACUCUCCCCCAUCUGGCCCAGGGUGCCGCCCAGGCCAUUGAAGACGGUGGCGUCAUCGGUGCCGUCCUCUCUAAGCUUCCGGAUACCUCACCCGCCUCUAUCAAUAAGGCGCUGAAGGUGUACGAGAAGGUCCGCAAGGACCGCGCCUACGCGCUCGUGGAGCUGGCUGCUGCGUCGGGUCGCGCCCUGCACCUGGGUGACGGUGCUGCCAAGGAGGAGCGUGAUCGCCAGUUCGCUGCUCUGCGUCAAGGCAAGGGUCCUGUGCCCGACAAGUGGGCGGAUGCGGACGUCCAGCGGGAGAUCUAUGGGGUGGAUACGACCCAGAUUGCCCGGGAGCGGUUUGAUGAGCUGUUUGCCGCGUAAGCUUUGGCCUUGACCUCCUGCUUUGCAUGCACGAGUGCGAUGUAUUUUGUAUAUAGAGCUGAUGGAUAGAAGGUCGGGUCGUACUGCGAAGCUGGCUUGAGGGGAUGAG